AUUAAAAGUAUGGAUCUUUGAGUUUAUUUAUUUAAAUAUGCUUACGGAUUGUGAAUAGAUAGAUAGUAGAUAAAUAUAAUAAUAAUGGUUAGAUUUAUAAAUAAAGUAGGUGCUUUAAAUUCAUGUGCAUCAAGAAUUAGAGUUUAUGAAAGUUUCAUUAAAAGGUUGUAUAGUUCUGAGGCUGAUUCUAACACGAUUGAUGUCGCUAAGAUUAGAAAUUUCAGUAUUGUAGCACAUGUUGAUCAUGGCAAAAGUACUUUAGCUGAUCGUUUACUUGAACUAACUGGUGUUAUUAAGCCGGGACAUGAAAAUAGGCAAGUGUUGGAUCAAUUACAAGUGGAGAGAGAAAGAGGCAUUACAGUUAAAGCUGUAACAGCAUCACUAAAUUACACAUUUAAUAAUGAACAAUAUCUAUUAAACCUUAUAGAUACUCCAGGUCAUGUUGACUUUUCCAAUGAGGUAGUCCGCAGUGUCAAAGCUUGUCAAGGAGUAAUACUAUUAGUUGAUGCUAAUGAAGGAGUACAAGCUCAAACAGUUGCUGUCCACUCACUAGCCAAAAGAAACAACUUAAUCAUUAUACCUACUCUUAAUAAAGUUGAUUUGCCUCGUGCAGACCCAGAAAAUGUUAAAGCUCAGCUAAAAUCCCUCUUUAAUAUAAAUCCUGAUGAUGUUAUGAGUAUAUCUGCAAAAAAAGGUUGGGGAGUCCAAGAAUUAUUACAAGCUGUUAUAACCAAAAUACCUCCACCCCCUGCAGAUUUUAAAAAGCACUUUAAAGCCAAUAUUAUUGACACAUGGCAUGACAAAUAUAGAGGUAUAAUGUGCUUAGCAUAUAUUGAAUCGGGGACCAUACAAGUUGGUCAAACAGUGAAGUGGAGAUCUGAUUUGAAGCAACACACACUUAAAUAUUUGGCACUUUUACGACCAGGCGAAGAACCUAUUGAUAAGGCAGUUGCGGGACAAGUAGUAAUGGUGGGCUGUGGUCCGAAAGGCGGCGGUUGUGUGGGAGACCAGCUGCUGUCAUUAGAAUCAGCAGAAAAUAUAAAAGUAGCAACAGCACCAACUGUAAAACAUAUGGUUUAUGCUGGGAUAUAUCCUGCAGAUCAGUCUCAACAUACACAGCUUAGUGAUGCUAUAAAAAAACUUGCUUUAAAUGAUUCAGCUGUUAGUGUGAAUAUAGAUUCUAGUCCGGCUUUAGGUCAAGGAUGGAGAAUAGGCUUUUUAGGUCUUUUACAUUUGGAUGUUUUUACACAACGACUUUUACAAGAACACAAAGCUGAAGCCAUAUUAACAGCGCCAUCUGUGCCGUAUAAAAUCAAAGUUAAAGGUUCAAAGCUUAUCAAACAAUACAAGGGAGACGAAGUGUUGAUCACGAAUCCUUUACAACUACCGGAAGCAAGCAAUAUAUUGGAGUAUUAUGAACCAUUAGUUAUAGGAACAAUAAUAACACCGGUAGAAUACAUUGGAGCAGUGACAACCCUAUGUGUCGAUCGGCGAGGCACACCCCUGCCAUCCAGUGCGGUCGAUGACAAAAUGACAAUGAUGCAAUUCGUCCUGCCCUUAUCAGAAGUUGUCAUUGAUUUUCAUGAUACUUUGAAAAGUUUGACAUCUGGGUUCGCGAGUUUUGACUACCAGGAUCAUGGAUUCCACCCAAGUGCAUUAGUCAGAAUGGACAUUGUUCUAAAUGGAGUUUUAGUAGACGAGUUGUGUACAAUAGUGCACACAAGUCGCUUAGAGUAUACUGCCAAAAAGUUAACUGCUAAAUUAAAGGAAAUGAUACCACGUCAAAUGGUGCAGAUCGCGAUACAAGCUAUUGUAUCAGGGAAAGUGUACUCUCGUGAAACAAUCAAGGCAUAUAGGAAAGACGUGACUGCUAAAUUGUAUGGAGGUGAUAUUACACGCAGGAAAAAGUUGUUGAAACAGCAAUCUGAAGGGAAGAAGAAAAUGCGAAGUGUUGCCAACAUUAAAAUACCAAGAAAUACCUUCAUAGAUGUGUUAAAACGAUAAUAGUUUGUAGAGAUAAAUAAAAUUUACUGAAUUU
Vanessa tameamea is the source of this 2038-nucleotide messenger RNA. It is a transcript of the gene waw, whose product is annotated as translation factor GUF1 homolog, mitochondrial. The coding region runs from base 85 to 2004 and encodes 639 amino acids. Gene Ontology annotation, biological process: positive regulation of translation. Gene Ontology annotation, cellular component: mitochondrion. The transcript has 11 exons. Gene Ontology annotation, molecular function: mitochondrial ribosome binding; GTPase activity; GTP binding. The record is from RefSeq and is a predicted model, not a curated record. NCBI's taxonomy places the organism in Eukaryota, Metazoa, Arthropoda, Insecta, Lepidoptera, Nymphalidae.